AUGGCCUUUCCCUCUUCUUCUUUCCCGACCUGCCAUGGCAGCACCUCGCCCUCCGCCACUUCCUCUUAUUUUCCUUCCUUACCGACCACCUACCUCCGCCGCAGCCACGAUGUCACCAAAACCCACCUCCCCUCUUCUUCUACUUCUACAUCUAAACCACUACUAUCACUCUCACCACCACACCCUCUCCCCUUCACCACCCUCAAAAUUUUCUCAAAUCACAUCCGCAUCUCCUUCAUAACCAGAGCUUCCGAUUCCGAAACCCAAUUCGACACCAUCUCUUCACCAACAUCAUCUGAAAUCGAUUGUGUUGGAACCGGAACCGAUGUGGAGUGCGUUUUUCCCUCAGAGGGAAAGGGCGAUUAUGAAAUUACCGAACCAGUAACAGCUUCGUUAACUGACGUAGUAUUGGAAUGGGCGUUACUGGUGUCGCCGUUUUUCUUUUGGGUUGCUUUCGCGGCUUCUCGUGGCCGGAAAAUGCCAUCGGGACUAAAUGCUUGGCUUUCUAUUGCACUAUUCGCCCUUAUUGAUGCUACUUGUUUUCAGGGAUUUUUAGCAAAAGGAUUGGAAAAAACAUCAGCUGGCCUUGGCAGUGUUAUAAUUGAUUCACAGCCUUUGACAGUUUCUAUUCUUGCUUCCUUUUUAUUCGGUGAAACCAUCGGUUUAGUUGGAAUUGCAGGUCUAAUUCUUGGUGUUGUAGGCCUUGCACUUCUUGAGAUACCUGCAAUUCCAUUUAAUGAAAAUAAUUUUUCGUUAUGGGGAAGCGGGGAAUGGUGGAUGCUUCUAGCGGCUCAAAGCAUGGCGGUUGGUACAGUUAUGGUCCGGUGGGUUUCCAAAUACUCGGAUCCGGUUAUGGCAACCGGGUGGCACUUGGUUCUUGGUGGGAUUCCAUUGGCGGUGUUGUCGAUUCUUGCUCAUGAUCCCGCUGUCAGUGGAGGAUUGAACGAGCUCACGACAAAUGAUGUUUUUGCCCUUCUGUAUACUUCCGUGUUUGGCAGUGCUAUUAGCUAUGGUGUAUACUUCUACAAUGCUACAAGAGGUAGCUUGACAAAGCUUAGCUCCCUUACCUUUCUAACUCCAAUGUUUGCUUCGGUUUUUGGUUUCCUUUAUCUUGGGGAGACUUUCUCGCCAAUUCAACUCACGGGAGCAGUUGUUACAGUUGGUGCCAUAUACAUGGUCAACUACAAAAAUGUUGUCAAAUGAACCGAAUUAUUAUAUCAAAUAUAUAGUGCGAUUUAGAGGGCUUUUAAUAGAGUUCCAAACAAGGUAUAUAUACAUGGAAUUUUCCAUGAUAGUUUUAUGUGCUCAUUA
Messenger RNA from Lactuca virosa, 1311 nucleotides. NCBI's taxonomy places the organism in Eukaryota, Viridiplantae, Streptophyta, Magnoliopsida, Asterales, Asteraceae. The record is from the annotation of a GenBank genome assembly.